Molecule: messenger RNA, 5510 nt
Organism: Solea solea (common sole)
Lineage: Eukaryota; Metazoa; Chordata; Actinopteri; Pleuronectiformes; Soleidae
Gene: rimbp2b
Product: RIMS binding protein 2b
Exons: 27
Coding region: 60-4937 (1625 amino acids)
Biological process (GO): neuromuscular synaptic transmission
Molecular function (GO): protein binding
Source: RefSeq, a predicted model, not a curated record
UUGACACAGACGCACAGAGACGGACUCAUACCGGCCCGUGUUCUGCUGCCGUUCUGGAUAUGAGGGAACUAGUCUUUAAGGCUUGCACCGUAGCUGUGUGGGAGAGGGAGACUGAGAUCAGCACCACAAGGAAGGAGUGUGAAGCACUUGAGGCAGAGGUGAAGAAGAAAAAUCAAACAUGUCAGACUUUGGAGAAUGAGCUUCAGGAUUUCCUUCAGGAGAACAAACACGUGAACCUCCAGUUGUACAACAGUAACCACAAGGUGUCCGAAUAUGAAAAGGUGAAGUCUGAGUAUGCCCAGCUCAAAGAGACCCUUGGUGCUGUGACGCAGGAGAGAGAUUUAGCCCUGUGGGAGAGGAACCAGCUCCAAGGCAAACUGGAGAACCUAGAGCAGGUGCUCAAGCAUAUGCGCGAGGCUGCAGAGCGGAGGCAGCAGCUAGAGUUGGAGCAUGAGCAGGCCUUGGCUGUACUCAAUGCAAAACAGCAGGAGAUUGACCUUCUUCAGCAGGCUCAGGUUGAGGCUAAAAAGGAACAUGAAGGCGCUGUCCAUUUGUUAGAGAACCACUUGGACAGCAUGCAGGCCAAAGUCCGCGAGCUGGAGGAGAAAUGUCGGAACCAGAGUGAACAGUUCAACCUCCUGUCAAAAGAGCUGGAGAAGUUCCGGCUCCAGGCGGGAAAGUUCGACAUCCUCAGCACUGAACCUUUAAAUCUAUGUGACUCUCCUGGGUCGCCCAACAAAUCCCUGUCCCAGCUCCUAAAUGGACUGGCUGCCCCCAUAGGAAAAGGCAAUGAGGCUCCGACAAGCAGAUCUUUGAUAUCGGAGUUCAUUCGGCCUCUCCAGAUCAGCGGGGACAAACCCGAGCUCCUCUCUGUCAAGCCAACAUUCCUCACUCGCACUCGAGCCAGCAGCCCAGCGCGGGCGUUCCUCUCUGAGAUGGACAAAGAGCUGAGCUCAACCACCAGGUCCAAACCAAGAUUUACAGGGAAGGUCCGACUGUGUGUUGCUCGGUACAGUUACAAUCCUUAUGAUGGGCCUAAUGAGCAUCCUGAGGCAGAGCUCCCCCUGGUGGCAGGGAAAUACCUCUACGUUUACGGGACAAUGGACGAGGAUGGCUUUUAUGAAGGAGAGCUGCUGGAUGGACAGCGGGGCCUCGUCCCCUCCAAUUUUGUGGAUUUUGUCAAAGAUGAGGAGACAUCCUCUGUCCAGCACAGGGACACAGUGGCUAAACAACCUGGCUACCUCAACCACAGUAGCCUGGGGUCUCAGAGACUGGGGGUCGGCACAGGAACAGGAACGAGCAUAAGCAGCCUGCUGUCUGACAGUAAACUAGACUGUCUGAGUACGAGCAGCUUGGGCAUCGACCUACUGGGUUCUUCCAGCAAUGGCACGGGAACCCUGGAUGUCAACAUUGACGAGGUCGGUGAAGACAUUGUGCCUUAUCCCCGCCGCAUCACGCUGAUUAAACAACUGGCCAAGAGUGUCAUUAUUGGUUGGGAUCCUCCCGUGGUCCCGCUGGGCUGGGGUUCCAUCAGUGGCUACAAUGUCUUGGUGGAUAAGGAGGUGCGCAUGAGUGUCCCCUACGGGGGCAGGACAAAGUCUCUGAUUGAAAAGCUUAAUCUAGCCACCAACACCUACCGUAUCUCAGUGCAAAGCAUCACUGACCGGGGCCCGUCGGACGAGCUCCGGUGCACUCUGCUCGUAGGCAAGGACGUGGUGGUGGCACCUUACUACCUUCGGGUGGACAACAUCACACAGGCCUCCGCUGAGCUCUCGUGGAUGCCCAGCAACAGCAACUACAGUCACACCAUCUUCCUCAACGGCGCCGAGUACGACAUGGUGAAGGCAGGGGGCUACAGAUACAAGUUCUUCAACCUGAAGUCGAUGACGGUUCACAAGGUGAAGGUUGCGGCGCAGCCGCACCAGGUGCCUUGGCAGCUUCCGAUGGAUCAAAGGGAAAAGAGGGAAAUCUCGGUGGAGUUCUGCACUCAGCCUGCAGCGAGUUUGUUAUGCUCCCCGGGCCCCCCUCUCCCCCCGCAGGAGGUGCAGGUCCAGUGUGGUCAGACUCCUGGGUUCCUGCAGGUCAGAUGGAAGCCGCCACCUCUGACACCUUCAGGGAUGUCAAACGGGGCCAGCGUGAUUGGCUACGCUGUGUGCACAAAGGGACAAAAGAUAGCAGAGGUCUUGUACCCCACAGCAGACUAUGUGACCGUGGAGCUAAACAGGAUUCAGUGUUUGGAGGCGAGGGAAGUCAUAGUAAGGACGUUAUCCACACAAGGAGAGUCGCAGGACUCGCCGGUAGCCGUCAUUCCACACAAUCUCUUGGGCUCUCCGCGCCUCUCCCAUCGAACCACAGCGCCACCUCAUGUCCCCAUGUCGCACCCUCCUUAUCCGACGUAUCCCCUGAAUCACCCACAGCCGCAGAUGCAGGCUCUGUCUCGAGCGCAGCCCCACACUCUGCCCCACGCACAGCCGCACUCGCAGCCCGUCUGUCACCCCCCUCCUCCCCCUCCUCCCCCUCCCCAGCCCCAUUUCCAACGCCAGCCCAUGCCUAAGUCCAAGCCGUCCGUAAGUGCCAGAGAGUCUGAAACCAAAGAGCAUGAGGUUGGCCUACGGACAGCCCAGCCCUGGGAGCGAUCCCCAUCUCCGCUGCCUUCCAUGCGCGGAUCCAACCUUGAGCCGCCGCACUUCCAGCCACGGCGAUCGCCCUCUCCUCAGAGAAUCCUGCCGCAGCCUCAGGGAGUCCCCAUCACAAACACCAUCGCCAAGGCCAUGGCCAGGGAAGCUGCCCAGAGAGUGUUUGCUGAGGGUAACAGAAUUGAGAAAAGGAACAUCUUUAGUGAACGAGGAAACACGUUGCAUCCGCUCAACUCUGAUGAGGAGGAGGACGGCUACGACUCCCCUCAUGCACGGCGGAGAGGAGCCUCCGUGGAUGAGUUCCUCCGAGGCUCAGAGCUGGGCAGACAGCAGCAGCAGCAGCAGCACCAUCACCACCACUACAGCCACAGUGAGGAGUACCACACGGAGAGCAGCCGGGGCUCUGACCUGUCCGACAUCAUGGAGGAGGACGAGGAAGAUCUUUACGCUGAGAUGCAGCUGGAGGAGGGUCGCAGGCGCAGUAUCAACUCUCACAACACUCUAAAGGCAUAUUACAAGCGUCAGGACUUAGCCGAGGAAAGAGACUGCUGGGACCUACAGAAGGAGGUGGUGAAGCAGAAGUCACUCCGCAGCAAGCGUCUCCACAGCAUCCCCGAGGUGGCCGAGGAGGAGCAGGACAGCGUGGACGGCAUGGGCCAGCGGCUGUGCUUCGAAGACGGCGGGCGGCCGGGAACGCCACACGCCCAGCGGCGGAUGUACCCCCAGGACCCGCACAUGAACAAUCACCCCGCCCCCAACAAGACCACGCGCCUCCUGCAGCGCCAGCGCUCCUCCCCUCGCUUCACUGACUACCGCUACUACUACAAUCCAGACGACCGUAGUCUGGGACGCCCCAACCGCCAGAACACCAAGAGUCCCGACAGUGGUUUAGACUGCGGCAGCGAGGAGGAAGGCUCCUUGGGUCGGGGGCAUCGAGGAUACUAUGCUCAAGCGAGCCCAAUGCGGGGACCCGUGCGCAUCAUCCACUGUGAGGGCCCAGUAGAGAGGCGAGCGUUGGCUAUGGGCCGUAAAAGAACUCUGACCCGUCAGUGCAGCGUGGAGGAAGAGUUCUCUGACCUUCCAGUCACUGCAGUCAAGUUGGUAGACAAGGGUGACUUUAGAAACAGGGAGCAUUUUGGGCCUUGUCGGGUGGCUGGGCCGCGAAACUACUCCAGAGAGGGGGCCCUGAGCGAGGGCCGGCUGAACGAGCUGGACAGGGUCUAUUACAGCCCCCACAGAGAGGCUAGGGCCCAGUCUUUGUCCAGGCUCACCCGGGACCAUUCGCUGAUCAUUGGGAAUUCACCGUCACACGGAAGCGCCGAUCGCCUGGACAACUCGGGGAGGAGGCCGGUUCACAUCGGCAACCCCCCUCAACGACGACCCAUCCCAUCCAUUGAGAUCACCAUGGACAGUAACAGUGAGGGGAGUGAGGGGAACCUCUCACCCGUCAAGGAGGAUGUUUACUUUGGCAGUGUAGCUCGGCGCAGGAUAUGGCGAUCUAUGUCCUCAGAGGAUCAAUAUGAUGGUUAUGGCGGCCGCAGGCACGGGCGGGGACGGCGCUCCGCGGAUUUCUACGAGGAAUCAGAGCAAGAGGAGACGACCCGUGUGUUUGUGGCUCUGUUUGAUUAUGACCCGCUGUCCAUGUCUCCAAACCCCGACGCUGCUGAUGAAGAGCUGCCAUUUAAGGAGGGCCAGAUUAUCAAGGUGUUUGGAAACAAAGACACCGAUGGCUUCUACAGGGCUCAGAUCAGAGAACGUGCUGGUCUGAUCCCUUGUAACAUGGUCUCUGAGAUCCAAACGGAGGAUGACGAUAUGAUGGGCCAGCUCCUCCAACAGGGCUUCCUGCCACUCAACACUCCUGUGGAGAAGUUAGUGAACUGCGACCGUUUCAAAGAUGGCCGCUCGAUAAAUCGCAGGUCCAGAAAAUCCAAGAGAGAGAGGAACCGGCGGAGCGGCCGUCAGCACCCGAUGUCCACGCGAAGAAUGGUCGCUCUGUACGACUACGACCCCAGAGAGAGUUCGCCUAACGUUGACGUAGAGUACGAGGGCAGCAGACUGAAUGAGGAGGCUGAAUUGACUUUCUGUGCUGGCGAUGUCAUCACAGUUUUUGGUGAAAUAGAUGAAGAUGGCUUUUAUUACGGAGAGCUCAAUGGACACAAAGGACUCGUUCCCUCCAACUUUCUAGAAGAAGUGCCUGAUGAUGUAGAAGUUUUUCUCACGGACUCACCGUCUCGAUACCCCCAGGACAAUCCCGCACGGAUAAAGACCAAAAGGAAGAAGAGUGUUCAUUUCACACCUUAAAGGCUCUGUUUCCGUCACGUAAGUGAGCAACUGAGGAUACCAAGUUUACGCGCCCUCGUCUAAUGCAGAUGACAUGGGCCCCCUAUGAUAUUCCCUUUACUGCUGCUGUGCCAUUGGAUUGGUUUAUAGGACUCCACCCCCCUUCCAACCCCCAAAAUACUGUGCUGUUGUUUGUUGGUUGACAGAAACCCACGCCAAUGCAUUAGACAAGAAGUCUGGGUAUCUUCAGUUGUUUCUCUUGAGUGUUGUACAUGACAAUGUCUGUCCCCUGCAAUAAGUCUCCUGCUGUAACUCAUGCUGAGCUAAAAGGCCACUGUUUGCACAGAAGGACUGAGGACAUUUGAGUCUCUCAGUGCAUUCUAGAAACCAAUCUCAGAAACUUUAGUCUACAAAUUCUAUGCAAAAAAAAAAAACCCUAAAGCUACGAGUUUUAGUUUAAGCUUCUAACCACAUGGAAGACUUGUGAAGGAUAAGAUAAACAAAGAUGUUAAUCCAGGUAGGAUUUUUGGUUUUCUAAUUAGUUUCGUAACCUAAUCGUCAACAUUAACUCUUGAAUAGACGGGUUAGGGUUAG